UUUACAGGGAGCGGCAAGUCAGGAGGGAUUUUUGAAAAAUAAGAUGUUUACAGCAGCUGUGCUAAACUAGACAACGCACAGUCUUUCACAAUGUUUUCUAUGGCAUAGCGGCGUUACAUUUACUCUCUAUCACAUACCGUCCUCUGCGCACAGAUGGAUACUUUUGGUGAUCAGAACAUAUUUGACUCCCCGUCCAAGCAAAGCUAUGUGGGCAGCUUCUACAUGCCACCGGACAAGUUGACUCUCCACGGUCUGGCGAGGGGGGCUGCUGAGUCCAAACCCCACAGCGGUGCAUUAAUACGGGGCAUCGACGUAGAGGCCUACCAGUGUGUCCCAGAUGCUGGCAGCAGAGCGGUGAUCUCGGCCCUGCGUACGCUGCAGGAGAAGAUGCGUCGUCUGGAGCUGGAGCGAGCUCAGGCCGAGAAGAACGUGGAGCGCUUCAAAGACGCCACGCAGACACACCUCCACCUCAGCCGCAACCCCACCACCACCAAAGCCAAGACUGCCACCAGCAGCAGCAGCAGCAGCAUCAGCAACAGCAUCAGGAACGUGCCCUCCACCACUGCCCCCAGCACUGGUCUCAGCAGAGGCGCCAGUGCAGCCUCAAGCAGCACUCGAGUGCAGGAGCGGGCUUUGCAUCCCAGAGAUACCGAGCUUGUGAUGCAGCUGCAGUCUGCGGAUACGCGCUGUUCCCUGUUGGAGAAGCAGCUGGACUACAUGAAGAAGAUGCUGCGCAGUGUUGGGCAGGCAGAGACGCACAGGGCAGCUCCUCCUCCUCCCCAUGCCAUCUCAAACCCACUGAUGCCUGCCACCAGCAACACACAUCACCCACCCUCUACCACUAACACCUACGUCCAGCCACCUCCUGACAGAAAGGCACAGAAGGAGAACUGCAUAGACGACAUGCAGCUGCAGAUGCAGCUUGAGAAGCUGGACAAGCUGGAGAGGGAGUGCGUCAAGCUCACCAACACACAGUCCCUGGCUGAGAGGAAGAUCCAGCUACUGGAGCGGAAGCUGCAGGAAGAGGAAAAGGAACGCAAGCUCAUCCAGCAGAAAGCUGACGAGCUCCAGAGAGAGCUCCAGAUAAAUCUUCUCUUGCAGUCUGCGUCACUAUCUGAGUCCAAGCCCCCCACCAAGAAGAAGAAGAAGAAGGAAAGAUCACCCACUCAGGAAUCGCAGUCAGCGGCCAAGUUGCCAAUUGCCAAGCGUCCUCCCUUUGUGGCAGGGACUUCUACAAGCCCCAGCCACUCUGUGAGUGCCAACCUGCAGGCCCUGCUGCGCCAGCACCUGCAGGGCCAGCUGGUGGAGAGGCCCGGCGGCCGCCGCAGGCUAGCACGGGAGUGGGAGCGCAACUGGUGGCUGGACUACGGCGAGGACCAGGGGGAACGCGACUCUGGAGGCCAGCAGCAGCAGCAGCAGCAGCAGAAUCAGACCAGAUCCGCAGCCCGGCCGAGAUCGGAGGACUCGGGGGAGAGAUUGGGGAGAAAGGGGCGCGGAGGGGAUCGGGGUCAGGGGCCGAGAGAGCACUCGCCCCCCAGCACGGAGAACUCGCCCCCCAGCAUGGAGCCCUCUCCCCCGGACUGCCUCUCCCAGCUGCUCCUGGCUCUGCAGGACGAGCUGGGCCAAAUGAGCUUUGAACACCAGGAGCUGGUGUGUCAGAUCUCGGACACGCGGAGUGGGCGAGUGCGAGAGGACCUGGAGCGAGAACUAGACGCUUUGGUCAAGAGGAUGGAGGACAAGGCAACACAGAUCACACAGCUGCGCAAACACCAGAAAACAGUGGAGAAGCUGAGGCGCUCGCCACAGAGCCCCAAGAAGCAGCCGCCAGCCCUGGGGUCAAAGGUCACGAAGCUGGGGGUCACCGGGGUGCACAAGCGAAGCCCCGCCUCUAGGAAGACACGCCCACUCAGCGGCUCUCACAGCCGCCACUCCCGACUGCUCAAAGACGACAUCGUUUGGGAAAACUGAAACACAAUGCACACAUACACACACGCACCUUUGCACUAUAAUAGGGUGAAUACUCAUGGUAAAGCCCUACACAUUCACAGGGGCACCGUUGGGUAAAAUUAUCUUUGUGUGUGUAUGUGUUUGUCUGCACGUCUGGACACAGGGCAAUGAAUUUUGUAUUUAAUAAAUGUUGACCGCUGCAGUAAGCAAGUAGUAUGUAUUACAUGA
Messenger RNA from Engraulis encrasicolus (European anchovy), 2175 nucleotides. It is a transcript of the gene cep57l1, whose product is annotated as centrosomal protein 57, like 1. The transcript has 11 exons. Gene Ontology annotation, molecular function: gamma-tubulin binding; identical protein binding; microtubule binding. Bases 154 to 1968 code for a protein of 604 amino acids. The record is from RefSeq and is a predicted model, not a curated record. Lineage: Eukaryota; Metazoa; Chordata; Actinopteri; Clupeiformes; Engraulidae. Gene Ontology annotation, cellular component: centrosome.